This is a messenger RNA of Mytilus trossulus (common blue mussel), 2939 nucleotides long. RefSeq lists its product as uncharacterized. Bases 1115 to 2293 code for a protein of 392 amino acids. Lineage: Eukaryota; Metazoa; Mollusca; Bivalvia; Mytilida; Mytilidae. The record is from RefSeq and is a predicted model, not a curated record. The transcript is spliced from 2 exons.
UGAUUUAUUUCAUUCUGUCUAUUUUAAUAUGUUUUUGUUUCACCUUUUUUUUAUUAAUUGAUCUUAUUGCACCUAGCUCUCCUAGAUACCACUUUAAACAAUAACUUUAAGUUUAUUUAAUUCCAUUCGUACUUAUUUAAAAUGCAUUUCUUAUGGGAUCAAUUGCAGUUGGGCGUCAUAUUUGUGACUAUGAAUAAACACCUUUGAGUGCAAGUUUUGGUGUUGACCUUGCUUAAACGUACCGGACCUGUCAAAAUCUGUAGAUACCGGUUGCACCAUUAUAAUGUAAACUAAUAGAGUAAAUGUCGUGCGGUCUUGAUAUGAGCAGCUUAUCGAACCGAUGGUGUAUUGCACAUUCCGAUUCAUAAAGUCCUUUAGCAGCGAGGUAUGUGUAAGGGUCCUCUUAAAAGAAUGCGAUCUUUCAUCUGAAGACAAAUUUUAAAGUCAUUCAUUUUUGUGAUAAUCUAAUGAAACAGUGCAUCACUUAUAAAGUGAAUUCAAUAUGUAGCUAAAUUAUUACACGGAUAAAUAUCAAUAGAUAUAGGAAGAUGUGGUGUGAGUGCCAAUGAGACAACUCCCCAUCCAAACAACAAUUUAAAUAGUAAACCAUGAUAGGUUAAAGUACGGCCUUCAACACGGAGCCUUGGCUCAAACUACCUUCAGUUAACAAGAUUACUUUGAAGCAGUACUCCACAACAAAAUGUGCGACCACCAACCAACUCAAAUAACAAAUGUCACUAUCCACAAAAUGUACCUCAAAACGAGUAUAACAAAACAGAAAUCGUUAUCUGGUUGAUCGUCGUGGAGUAUAUAUAUUUAAUCUCAUCCUUUAUAAAGUUAAAUCACAAAAAUACUCCGUGGAAAAUUCAAAAAGAAAAGUCUCUAAUCAAAUUGCAAAUUCAAUAGCUUGAAAGCAGCAGACGAAUGAAUACUAACUAUGAUUUUCUGGACUUUGUACAUGAAUUUUCUUGUAGACAAUAAAAAAAAAAAAGAAGACAAUAGUAGAUUGAACCUAGUUUUAUUGCUAGAUUAGCCUCUUCACUUGUAUGACAGUUGCAUCAAAUGCCAUUAUAUUGACAACGAUGAGAGAACAGAACAAAAAAGACAUUUUAGCAUGGCUUCAUACAAGGAACAUAGUGAGAACACACCAGAACUACAGCUAAUUUCAUUCAAUGAUGAUGAUAGCAAGAGCGUUGUAAAAACUUCUGACACUAAACCGACAGGUUUCAAUGCAGAUGAGAACAAAACUCCUUUCCAAGAACUGACCAAUCCAACGGAUGAGAAAAUCUUAAGCACUAAAUUGUCAGAUAUUUUCAUAGCAAAUAAGUCUAGCCAGCUUCCGUGCGAUGCAGAUGGUACUAAAGAGAACUCAACAAAAACGGGUGUAACUGUAGAGGAAAAACAUUCAUCUUCGUUUGAGGUUUUUCAAUAUGUUGGUCCGGAUCCUAUUGAUUGGGUAAUAAAAUUUGAUCCAACUUUUGCAAUUACAGAAAUUAUUCUUGUAAAUUCAACUAAAGCCUUGAUUUUCAACACGUUAAAACUGAUGCUCAUUGACAUAGAAAAACAAUCUGUGCUUGUUGAAUACAACAUGGAAGAAUAUUGUUUCUCUGAUGUACAAUAUGUUAAUGAUGACCGCGUUUUAUUCAGAGACUUGAUGGAAAACAAAGUAGUUCAAUUCGAUUUAAAAACAAAAACAUCACACAAUUUGAUAGAUGUAAAUUAUGAUACCAAUAACACUUUUCGACAUAAGAUUAACGGGUACAUGGUUAGGAAAUCAGGCGACAUUAUUUUAUUUGUCACAAAGAAAGAAACCCGCGCACUUUUAUCACGAUAUGUAUCGUAUAUUCAACUGUACACUAUCAUCGGUAGCUUUGUUCGUGAGCAUAAAUGUCAACAAGAUGACGAAAACGUUAUUGGUGAUGUUGUUGCAACUGUAGAAAGUAAAAACGGGAAUAUAUGCGUGAUAGCAGAAAAGGGUACUGAUGCAAAUUCUAAAUAUGUAGUGGUGCUUGAUUCCAAUUUUGAAUUGAAGAUCUGUUAUGAAGGCAACACACUCGAUGGUUCGACCUUUCUCCCUACGUCCAUUGCAACAAGUAGUAAUAACAAUAUAUGUGUAUUACACAGAAUAAGUGAAAUAGAAGUCAUUGAUGAAAGAGGAAAGUUUAUUGGAUAUAUUCCUACAAAAUCAAUCCUUCCCGAUGGCCAACCUUGCAGAAUUGCUAUUAACAGCGAUAAUAAAGCUUGGGUGGUAACCACGUACGGUAAAAUUGUUUGUUUACAACUUGGGUGUUAAUUCAGUCAAAGACUUGUGACAUUGAUAUAAACAGUAUAAUUAAACAAAGUAGUUUCGCAUUUGCUCCUUCAAAGAAGCCACUUAAUAUAAAAUUAAAUUUCAAAUAGGCAAUUAACUGAAAAAUAUAAAUACAAUAAUGAGUCACUUUAUCUGAUGCUACAAUUUUUUAAACAGCCUGUCUAAUAGAAAUACGAAAAGUUAUCCAGGAUUGUGUUAACUGCACCUUUAUUAUAUGAAAAGGGCAAGCCAGCUGUAUUUUUAUAGCUAACAUCAUACACAAUUUGUCGAUCCUGACCUUGUAGUAAAUUAUUUACGGAAAAGCUUGUCAUGUUUGUUGUCUGUGUCUCCACUUAAGACAAUAGAUAUACAGGAAAGAAAACAGCAUCAUUUUGUAUAAUUUGUGUUUUUAUUUUGUUUAAAUAUAAUUUUGCACAAAUUAAGUGUUUUCGUCUUCUACGUUAUAAAGAGGGAGUUCGGAAAAAAAUAUCAAUUACAAGGAGAUCGUAAUCCGGAUCUUCGUAGAUUGAAAAUCUCUUGAGCGUAUACACGGUGUCCAGUUGCAAGCGUAUCUCAAAUUAUGUAGGAGCAUUCUAUUUCAUAAAAUUAUGUUAUUGGUCUCAAUAAAACUAGAAUUUUGAGUAAAUUA